CGCGCUCUUUGUUCACAAACUACGUUUAAUCAACUAUCGACGGAACAAACAAAGUAACACAAAAUAUUUUGUUGCUGAUACAAGAAAAAAAGCUUCAGAAGAACAGUUGCGGUGGACUGGUGGCGACUGAUGCAUGUUUCAUCAUACGUACUUUCCGUUUUAUGGUGCUCAGUUAUAAUAAGAGGACAAUCGAUGGAGAAAACGUCGAAAGAACGCGGGAGCACAAGAAGUAGUUACGUGCAGGAUGACGUCAUUGGAAAUAUAAAAACCGACAAGAAAAGCGCUGUCGAAAGUGCCCCGCCGAUAACAGAUAAUGAUGAAGAAGUUUCCAAAGCUGAAGAAAAUCUCGGCAUGAACUACUUUGAAGGCGAUGUUUUGACGACAGACGAUCAAAUGAUCAAACUAAAUCGGAUAAUGGGAACAUACGAAAAACCGAGCACCCAGCCUCAACCAAGAGGUCUCAUCAAGUACGUCAGAUGGACAUGGAAAGACGGAAUCGUACUAUAUACUAUAAACGAAAAUGUAGAUAAAAAAAGACGACGUAUAAUCGAAGAAGCUAUCAAACAUUGGGAGGAAAACACAUGUUUGACGUUCAAAACUAGAAAAAAGGAAAAAGACUACGUCGAUUUUCGACAGGGAAAUGGAUGUUCAUCAUACGUGGGGCGUAUAGGUGGAAAGCAACGUCUCAAUGUCGGCAACGACGAGCACAGUUGUGCAGUAGGAAAUAUCAUUCAUGAAAUAGGACAUGCGAUCGGAUUCUUUCACGAGCAAUCCAGACCGGAUCGAAACGAUUUUGUAAAAAUAGAUUGGAAAAACGUAAAAAAAGGCUAUCGCGUGAACUUCAAAAGAUUUUCAGAUCACGUUAUCGAUUCUCGAAAAGUAGCUUACGAUUAUGGUUCAGUGAUGCAUUAUCCAAGAAGAAUAUUUGGAAAGGAGCCUAGAAAACCAACUGUAAUUCCAAAAAGAAAACACGCUAAGAUUGGCCAAAGGAGAGGGCUAAGUAAACUGGACAUUUUACAAGUUGGUAAGCUAUAUGGCUGUCUGGCUUUACCCGAUGCUGGCAAACAACAUCACCAAAAAUAACACGAAGGAUACAAAUGAAGACGAAAUAAAUAACAGCGUGGUUAUAGCAAUCGAGUAGUAGAACUGGAUAAUAUAAGCGUGAGGAUGUGAAGGACAUAAAGAAAUAGGAGCCGAUUGCACGAAGCCUGGAUAGCGUUAUCCAUUGGAUAGCUAGUUUUUUAAACUUUUAUAAAACCUCUUACAAAUCAAAAACUAUGAGAUUCGAACUGAGCAAUCAUUGAAAUAAAAUAUUUUUCCGAAGAUUACGAAGUUUCUUUGUCGUAAGAAUAAUAAUAACACCUUUUUUACAAGUUUGAAGAUUCUUGCUAUUCAAUGGAUAACGUUAUCCAGUGUUAUCCGUGCAACCGGCCCCAGGACUACAACAGUGAUGCAAUCCCUGAUAAAAAAUUCACAAUAUUUGUCAUCCAUGAACAGGUGUUCAUUGUACAAAUUGAUCAAAAUUAAUCCUUACGUUUAGCUUAUGUAAUUGUAGUAUAUAACUUUUUAUCCCAAAAUUUGCGGCCUUCUAAACUUUGUUAGUUGACAAAACCACAUAUAGAAAUUAUAUGCACUAAAUAUUGCGCUAA
Xenia sp. Carnegie-2017 is the source of this 1649-nucleotide messenger RNA. RefSeq names its product nematocyst expressed protein 6-like. The coding region runs from base 130 to 1083 and encodes 317 amino acids. Gene Ontology annotation, biological process: proteolysis. Gene Ontology annotation, molecular function: metalloendopeptidase activity; zinc ion binding. The transcript has 7 exons. Lineage: Eukaryota; Metazoa; Cnidaria; Anthozoa; Malacalcyonacea; Xeniidae. The record is from RefSeq and is a predicted model, not a curated record.